Messenger RNA from Cladophialophora carrionii CBS 160.54, 1611 nucleotides. RefSeq lists its product as uncharacterized. The transcript has 2 exons. The record is from RefSeq and is a predicted model, not a curated record. Gene Ontology annotation, cellular component: membrane. Gene Ontology annotation, molecular function: serine-type endopeptidase activity. Gene Ontology annotation, biological process: proteolysis. Lineage: Eukaryota; Fungi; Ascomycota; Eurotiomycetes; Chaetothyriales; Herpotrichiellaceae. Bases 1 to 1611 code for a protein of 536 amino acids.
AUGGCCGCCAACGACUACUAUCAACCAUCCUACGCGGAUCCUCAACCGCCUCGACCAGUCUCUCACAUCGCCUUCGCCUAUAAUCCUAAUCAGAGUACUUCCACGCCUGACCAGCCUCGCCUCUCCAAAGCCUCCACCGCUAGGCCAAUGUCUAAUUUCUACGAACCUCAUGACCCUUCCAGAUACUCAAUACACUCAGAUUCGAUCCCGCUCAAGCAGAAGACGCAGAUAAAUACCGGUGCAGAGGUGGACGAUUGGCGGAAUCGACCGACGCAGUACCCUCCGUCCCCCGAAUUGCACUCGCCCCACCCGCAACUAUUGCCGGACUCAAAGGGCAGGAAGAAAAUGGAAGGCUCAUUUGGAAAUUACUUCAAGGGAAAGAUUCCGUGGGUGGUUUAUACCUUGAGUUUGAUACAGCUCACGGUGUUCAUUGUCGAGAUAAUCAAAAACUCGAUCAUUACGGGCUCACCCAUCAUGAUACACCCCCAGUUUAAUCCUAUGAUCGGCCCUUCCACCUACGUACAGAUCAACAUGGGCGCUCGAUUUGUCCCAUGUAUGCGCGUCACCCCGGGUGUCCAAGACAGUCCGGACCCUCCCACCUGGCCAUGCCCGAACACGACGACGUCGGAUCCAAAUUCGCCGAGCAAUCACUGCGAUCUCAAAGAAUUGUGCGGCUUUUCCGGCUUCAGCAACGAGGAUCCAAAUCAGUGGUUCCGAUUCAUCAUCCCCAUGUUCUUACAUGCCGGGCUCAUUCACAUCGCCUUCAACCUGCUUUUGCAGCUCACCAUGGGUCGAGAGAUGGAAAAGGCCAUCGGUAGUAUUCGCUUUGCCAUCGUCUAUUUCAGCUCGGGCAUUUUCGGCUUCGUCCUGGGCGGCAACUUUGCGGCCACGGCGAUCGCGUCAACGGGUGCAUCAGGUUGUCUCUUUGGCAUCCUCGCGCUGGUCCUCCUGGAUCUCAUCUAUGGCUGGAAUGAACGACGCCACCCAGUCAAAGACCUGAUGUGGAUCAUUGUAGACAUCGUCAUAUCCUUCGUCCUGGGACUGUUGCCCGGUCUGGACAAUUUCUCCCACAUCGGGGGCUUUCUCAUGGGCCUCGCCGCCGGCAUCUGCCUGCUCCACUCACCCAACAUUCUCCGCCAACGCAUCGGGGAUUCAGGCACCAAUGCGCUCAGUAAAGCCCCGUACCGGAACGUGGGCUCGGAAGCAGAACUCAGCAUGAAUCCCAAGGAUCCCAUGCUCCCCCGGUCUGCCGGAGCCUCCAAAUCCGCCCCAACGACGACCGCGUCCCCCGCCAACAUAUCGUCUUUUGCCAAACAACCCGUCGGCUUCUUCAAGGGCCGCAAGCCCCUCUGGUGGGCAUGGUGGUUAUUCCGCCUGGGCGCCCUCAUCGGCGCGCUCGUCGUCUUUAUCAUCCUUUUGAACAACUUCUACAAGUACCACGACACGUGCUCGUGGUGCAAGUACCUCAGCUGUCUCCCGAUCAACAAUUGGUGCGAGAUUGGAAAUUUGCAGCUGAGUAAUUCGACGGGUGUCAAUUCGACGGAUCUGGGGAAGAGAGCAGUUGAUCUGUUCUUGCCCCACGCGGCAGACAGGCUCUUGGAUAUGUUGUAA